AUGCAAAAAGAAUUUGAUCCAAGAAAGCAUGAAGACAGACAGUUGACCGAUGAAAGAGUUUCUUCCUUACUGAAGAGUGUAAAGGACUUGGUACCAUCAGCAUGUGUGUUGUUCUCUGUUGAAUAUGGUAUUGAUGACAAUCUUCCACCUAACAUUAUUGAAAAGGCUGCUGAGUUUAUGUCAAAUAUUUUAAAGACAUACCAAUCAAGUGAAAAAAUUGAACAGGAAACAAGGCAGCAACAUUCCAACCCAUUGUGGAGAAAGCAAAGAAUUGGAAGAAUAACAGCUUCCAAUUUUCACAUGGUUCACAAAAACAGAGACUAUUAUGAAAACCCAACUGUAUUUAAAUUAGUAAAUGAGUCUGGAAACAUUUCCCAUUUACCUCAAAUUAAGUGAGUGGAACACGAGAAAGAUGGCAUCAAGUCCUUGUCUGAUGUGGCUAGUCAGCACGAUGGUGGCAUUGAAGGGUUUCGUCAGUGUGGACUCUAUGUAAAAAGUGACUAUCCAUAUCUUGCUGCUUCUCCGGAUGGUUUGUUCUCAUGCAAGUGCUGUGCUCCUGCUACUGUUGAAGUGAAAUGCCCAUAUUCAGUUAGAUAUGGUAAUAUAAUGAAGAAAGAGGUUUUUCAGCAUGUGGACUUCCUUGAAGAGUUUAAUGGUAAUCCUCGUCUGAAACGUUCUCAUUGUUAUUACACACAAGUACAAGCGCAAAUGUGGGUUUGUGGUGUACAUCAUUCUUUCUUUGUAGUUUGGACACUUGGACAUCAACCCCUUUAUGAAGAAAUUGAGCUGGACAUGGCAUUUAUGACAAAUGUGGUAAAUAAUCUUACUAUAUUUUAUAAGACUUAUGUUAUGCCUUGUAUUUUGGGUUAUCGAGAUCUUUUGCAAUGUUCAAAGUGUGAGAAGGUUAUUUUGGAUGAAGCAGAAAUCAAUUGCCCUGCAACUGAAAGGAGUGUAACUUGUGUCACAUGCAACACUCAGUGGCAUUUGCCAUGUGCAGGCCUGACUGAACGAUGUCUCAGCUCAAUAGACUCAUGGCUUUGCCACAGUUGUCUCCUUGACAAUGCUGGUUGUUAUGAUGAUAACAGUUUUGAGGAAGAAGAAAUUAGCAUAAAUGACACAGGCCUCAUCACAUCCCAGGAUUGCUCACCUUUAAUAUCAGAUGAAAUAAACAAUAUAUGCCCAGUAUGCAUGUUGAAAGACAUUCAUGUUGGAGGAGAGCAUAUUUGUUCUAUAUGCAAAAAUGCUGUACAUGCAUGGUGCAGCAAUCAUGAAGAAAUUACAAGCUCUGCUAAUUUAGUUUGUAAUUAUUGUAAGUCAGAUUAAUUUUCACCUUGAUCCUCUAUGUGAAAGAUUUCUCCAGGGUUUAGCUAUCGUGAA
Messenger RNA from Xenia sp. Carnegie-2017, 1377 nucleotides. RefSeq lists its product as uncharacterized. NCBI's taxonomy places the organism in Eukaryota, Metazoa, Cnidaria, Anthozoa, Malacalcyonacea, Xeniidae. The record is from RefSeq and is a predicted model, not a curated record.